Messenger RNA from Osmia lignaria (orchard mason bee), 1365 nucleotides. RefSeq names its product Solute carrier family 35 member B1 homolog meigo (gene meigo). Gene Ontology annotation, cellular component: endoplasmic reticulum membrane; Golgi membrane. Gene Ontology annotation, molecular function: UDP-galactose transmembrane transporter activity; UDP-glucose transmembrane transporter activity. Gene Ontology annotation, biological process: UDP-galactose transmembrane transport. The record is from RefSeq and is a predicted model, not a curated record. NCBI's taxonomy places the organism in Eukaryota, Metazoa, Arthropoda, Insecta, Hymenoptera, Megachilidae.
AUGACUUCCUCAAGACGUUUCAAACUGUUGUUUUGUGCUGUCGGUAUUUUCGUAUGUUAUUUCUACUUUGGCAUGUUGCAAGAAAAAAUUACUCGAGGACAGUAUGGAGAUGACGGUGAAAAAUUCACCUAUAUGUUCUCUCUUGUUUUCUUCCAAUGUUUAAUUAAUUAUUUAUUCGCCAAGACUACUUUACUUACGGUGUUGAAACAGGGCGAAGACACUACUCCGCAAUCGUAUUAUGUGACAUCUUCCCUCACAUAUUUACUCGCGAUGGUGUGCAGUACUAUGGCCCUGCAAUUUGUUAGUUAUCCAACGCAAGUAAUCGGAAAAGCCGGUAAACCGAUUCCCGUGAUGAUACUCGGAGUACUAUUAGGAAAUAAGGUAUAUCCAGUUAGGAAAUACUUGUUUGUGUUCUUAGUCGUCAUUGGAGUAGCUUUAUUCAUGUACAAAGAUGUCAAUCCAUCUAAGAAGCAAACAGAGAGUCAAACAACAUUUGGAGAACUGUUGCUGUUAUUAUCCCUGACAAUGGACGGUUUAACUAGCGCCGUACAGGAAAGAAUGAAAGCAGAGCAUAGUUCCAAGUCUGGACACAUGAUGUUGAACAUGAACUUUUGGUCCGUAUUGUUCAGCGGAAUCGUCAUCCUAGCUUCCGGAGAACUUUUUCAAUUCAUCCAGUUUUUACAUAGAUAUCCUUCCACCGUAUGGCACAUAGUUACAUUUUCUAUAACGGGAGCGCUCGGACAAUAUUUCAUAUUUUUGACCGUUACAGAAUUUGGCCCGUUACCGUGUUCCAUUAUAACGACGACCAGAAAGUUUUUCACUGUCUUAGGUUCGAUACUGAUCUUUGGUAAUACUUUGACGUUCAAACAGUGGCUGGGCACGUUCAUAGUGUUUGCCGGGCUGUUCUUAGACGCGUUUUAUGGUAGAAGCAAAUCGUCGAAAAAGGAUGUAGUAAAGUAGCAAAUCAACGCAAGUGCGUGGGAUCGCGAAUCUUCAAACGGUACAUGAUCUCGUUACUUGACACGCGAUAACCGUACGCGUCUUACGAGAUUUGUGUAACCGGAUUAUAUCAUGUUACAAGAAUGUACGAAUAUUACAGACAUGUUUUUAUACUUGUAAAUUAAACGUUAAAGAAAUGUUUAACGAUGCGGUUGUAUCGUUACAUAUAUGUAAUAUACAUGUAAUGUGGGUAUGUACGUAUGUAUGAUGUGUGAAUUGCUUGUUUGGAAAAAUGCGAUCAACUAAUGUACAUUGCGAGGAUGCAACAGAAAAGAGAAACGAUGUUAUAAUUCUUGAUAAUAAUUCGUGCAGCAAACAAACGAGUAAGCACGAAACGAGGAAAAUAUACAACCAUUCUAUAUAUAA